AUGAGCGCUCAGAAAUUCCUCACCGACGUCGAAAACGGCGUGGUGCCUGUCAAUAGCCAUGAUCAAGUGUUACGGAUAGCAUUUAUCCAUAUGGAUGAGGUGCUGUGGACUGGUAUGGGUGUAUUUGAUGUUAUCGAGAAACUGCACGCGCACGGAUGGUCAUUCGGCGAGGGCGAGUUGAAGUUCAAUCGCACCCUGGAUCUAUUCUACCUAGCCCAGAUCGCAGCAGGCAUCUAUCGCUCCUCCGACCAAAUCGAAGGCAUCUUCCCCUCCGUUGAUGAAUUUGAUACUUUCUACACUGAACACCACGCACUCCUACAUCCCUCCGCCUGGCGCGCCUAUUAUUCGGAGCCAUUCUUAAAACAGAACAUCACAGCCCGCUUCUACCGCCUUCCUGACCUCCAAGAUCUACCGGACUCAGAUAACCCGCUGGAUCUACCGAUUCGCAAGCAAUCUCACGUCGGCGGUGGCCCACAUGCCACGAAACUCCCCCGCUGGGCCUAUAAUGUCGCAUAUACAUACCUUAGACAACCCCUACUUCCCCUCGUGACUCUCACCGAUAUAGCCCUCAGCACGCUCGAGGCAACCAUUAACCGCCUGCGUAAGGGGCACCCGAGCGGGUUAUAUGAUGUGUAUGAGUGGGAAGGGAAGUACUCGGUGCAGCUGUGGGAGGCAAGCUGGGAACAGAAUGGGGUUGUUGAGCCGGAUGUGAAGGAUGGAAUGUGGAAGAGCGAGGUGACGUGGUGUGGGUGGCCAGAUGGCGGGGUUGGGGCGUUUGCGUGGUGGAGAGGAUGGGAUGGGGAGCUUGGCAGUGAUGAAGAGAUAGAGUUUUUGGCUGCUGUUGCAGUAGAGGAAACAGUAGGUGUGGAGCUAGAUAAGUUAGACCUUGCAGUGCGGUCACAUAUAUUACUUGGGGUGAUGCGGGCUGCAGUGAAAACAGGGCUAGAAAGGGAAGAUCUUCUUCAGGAGCUGGAGACGGGAAUGGUGCAGAGUGGUCGGAUUAAGGAGGAAAGGGCCGGAUUGUGGCUGAGGGAGGCCUUAGGGGUCAUGGAGCCAUAUGUGAGGAUAUGGGAGGGGGUAUGGCCUGAUGCAGAGGAGAGGGGAAAGAUGCUACGGCGGAUCUUGGUGGAGAAUAGGCAGCUUUUUGCAAGAUGGAAGGCUUCGCCGCAUUUGAAAGAGUUUAGUUUUGUGCUGGGUCCGCCGGUGGAGGGGUAG
Aspergillus tanneri is the source of this 1215-nucleotide messenger RNA. RefSeq lists its product as uncharacterized. The record is from RefSeq and is a predicted model, not a curated record. NCBI's taxonomy places the organism in Eukaryota, Fungi, Ascomycota, Eurotiomycetes, Eurotiales, Aspergillaceae. The transcript is spliced from 3 exons. The coding region runs from base 1 to 1215 and encodes 404 amino acids.